ACUGAGGCUCUUUGUUCAAUUUCGCCUACUGUAGAGGCGUAUUAUGCAUUUUAAUUACCUUGUCACCGUCUUUGAGGAUCUACAAAACAAUUUAACAGGAGCCUAAAUCAAGAAAAUAUCUCACUGAAUCACUUUCAUGCUGAAAUCUGAAGAUCAAGAUGAGGAUUGCGCCAAGAAUGGCUAUGAUUUUUUGAAAUCAAGCUUAUCUGGCAUUAUAACUCAGGAUACACGCACUAGGAUCGACACACUGAUUCAGGAAGUUGCCUCCUUGAAAGAUGUUGAAAAGCUUCUUUUUUGCCUACUUCUCCCGGUGGAUAAUACUCACGGUUCUCAUUGUAUCAGCAAUACUUCUUUUGGCUUUGCGGGUGAUGAACUGGAAGUUUCCUCUGGUUACGACGUCAAUUCUCUGGGUAUUGGCCUUUUCUCACCGGGUGGACAGUCUUCGCUUCACUUAUCCAAUCAAGUAGAGCAAAGUCAAGCCUACACGUGGAUUAUGUCUCAUCUAGAAGAAGAUCCAUCAACUUGUUUAAGAAAAGAUGAAGUAUACGAUGACUACAGAGCAUAUUGUGAGAAGCACCACAUGAAAACUCUAAAUACGGCAGAUUUUGGAAAGGUCAUGAAACGUGCAUUUCCAAAUGUAAAACCACGACGUUUGGGUCAACGAGGACAGUCUCGAUACUGCUAUGGUGGAAUGCGUAAAAAGACAGAAAUUCAACCACCCUACUUACCUGAUCUCACCAAUGAAGCUCUUGGUAUUAAUUCUCAAAACAUAUCUGGAAGGUCUGUUGGUUCACCUGGAAGUAGUUCUGGUGGAAGCUUCGAAGCUGGGUCUCAAAGGCAUAUGUCAUCAAAUAGUCCACUAAUUCGUCUUUUAAAAUCCAAUGGAUCUGAUGCUGAUAUUAGCAGUUGGGCUGAUGAUCCAUCUGUGCGAACUGUUUUAGGAAUUCGUGGUUCCGUCGUCGCAGACGUGGCUCAUAUUCUCCUGGAAUAUGGUCACCAAGUUUUUGGCAUACAAUUCAAGUCACUAUUUCAGCUCGCCCAACAUCUUGUUGCUAACCGUUAUGUUAAUUCUAGGUCCAAACAUGCGUUUGCUUUGAUCGCUCAUGCUGCUAAUCCUCCGAGCUCCUUUUCACCACCACCCUCUACAGCCCUUGCUGAAAUGCUCCAAAAAGGCUCUGUUAAAUCAGCAUUCGGUAAAAUACAAAACAAACGUCAGAAUUCGUCUACAAGUGAUUUAUCAUCCUGUAAAUCGGAAUGUACUAAAAAUGAAAGUUUUCAUCCACCUUCAACAAACAAUGUUGACUCUCCAGUUACCAAUGUUUCUCGGUCAACUGUACCAGAUAAUAGACAUUUAAAUCUUCCAAUUCCUAACCUCAAUCAUAAUUUAAAUAAUCAUGGAUUACCAUCCGUCCCAUCUCUCAUUGGUUCUGGCGAUAACCCUGCUAUGCAAAUGCCUCAUUGCAGUACUCCUCAACGUGGUAACUGUUACAAGCCCUAUGAACUACAAACUUCUUUGCCACAAACUAGUGGGGUUGGUGCAUAUACAGCUGCUGUCCUGGCAUCUCCGUCUGCAUUACACUCUUCCCAUCAACAAUUGUCUAAUAACCCAUUCAGCUUUACUCAGAACUUCCGAAAUAACUCGAUCAAUCAUCCAUAUUCCCAUAGUGGUACACCUGGGUUAACACAUCCAUCUACAGCAAUGGCAUUGGCUGCGGCAGCUGCUGUUGCAGCACAUCAAAAACAACAGUCUGGUGUGUCAAACUUUCCUUCAUGUGUUUUGGGGUCUAAUUUCCCUUCAGCACUUGGUCCAAUUCCCGGUCCUAUAUCGCCAUCCGUUGACUCACGACAUAUUACUGCAAACACUAAUACAUCUACCCCUCCUAUUGCCCACACCGAAAAACAUACUAGCAUUUUGGAACCAUCCACACCAAAGUCUCAAUGUGAUUCCGCGUAUACAAACUUGGGUGGUUAUCAUUCUCCGAUAACAAAUAGCUCAAUGUAUCCAGCCCAUCAAAUUACAUCUCCAUACCCCAGAUCCCAGCAACCGCCUGCCCCACUCCCUCCUGGUGUAGGUGCACGCAGCCCAUAUGCCCAAGUGUCGCAUCUAUCUGCAGCGAGUACGGACUGUAGUCAAGUAGGGUUUAAGCGAACUGUCCUACCACAUCCUGGAGAAGCCCCAGGUGCAUAUGAACCAUCGCCACGAUUUCACCUAGGCGGUCAAAGUCCCAAUAAACGUGCUCGUUAUUUAUCUACAGCCUCUGGUUCGAGUUCUAAUUCGUUAUCAACAGAUGGUCCACCACUCAGUGGUGGUAGUUUUCCAGAAGGUAAUGAACGGUAUUCUGAACAAGCAGCACCAGUCAUUACUCAUAACGCCUUAGCUGUUCCUUCACCUGCAAGCAGUGGAAGCAGUUCAUCUAAUCCCCCUCAAAUUCCAACCAACCCUACAGGAUAUUCUGGAUCAUGUGGUACUUCCCGGCAGUACAGCGUAAACACUCUUGAUCAAUCACCAUCUAUGCCUUCUCCUUAUUAUCCUGGUCGGUAUGAAGGACUUGAGAUGCAUAGCCCUGCACCACCAUCACAUGGACUUCUAAGACCUCAUCAUGUACAAAACAAUACCGGGUCGUCGAAUUCGUCUUGGAAUAUUCCCGGUCCAUUAUCAUCUAAGACUAAUCUGUUUGAUCAGCAGCCAUCUGAUUAUGUAAUAAAUUCUAGAAGUCAGAGUUAUAACCCCAAUCUUUCUGUUUCUACCUCUGAACGUACAAAUGUUGCUACAGUGUUUCGUCCCCCAAUUACCCCGUUUACUCUGGAGCUGGAAAGUGAAGAUGAUGGAGACAACUUGCCUAGGUUAGGCACUUCUCCAGGACCACAAAUACCUCCUAGUUCACCCACAGAGUUCUUACCAUUUUACUCUGAAGCUGCUAAUAAAUCUGCUCAAGCUCAACUACGACAGAAACAUUUUACUGAACUUACUCCAAGGAUUCAUAAUACACCAGAUAGUGACGAUCGUGGAACAAAUUCUGAUAAUAGUUCUCCGUGUAUGACGCUUGUAAAUCGAGAGCGAUCGGAUAUUCGAAAUAAUUGUCAUAUUAAAUCUAACGAAUUUGUAACUACUACUCCAAUGACCAACCCUGUUUCACAUUCUGAUGAAGUUUUGUCCCCAUGUUCAUCAGAUUCAAACGAUCGUACUUUAACCAUUCUUGACAAUUUAGGCGAAGUAAAUACUCCGCCAAUGCCAGAUGGUUUGGCUAAUGCACCAUCUCCAAGCGAAGUAAUAAAAACUAGUUCCAUGGUGCGAAAACGUGAAGAAUUACAACAUGAAUUGAGCACUCCUGGUCCAGCUGAUGGAAGUAGAUCCCCUUCUUGUCCCAGUAACGUAAGUUCUCUUGGCUUUGUUUAACUAUAUCAUUUUCUAAUCUCCAUAUUUUACCUGUUCUGUGCUAUAAUACUACCCAUAUAAUGCUCUGUGAUUUCUUCUAAGAUUUUUGAAUAGUUUAGCGCUUCCUCUUUCCUGUUUUUUUAGUUGUUUCGUAUAAAAACUAAAUGUACUUGCUUUUCUUGUCAACAUGCUAAGAAUAAAUCACAUUUUUCGUCUAUAUGCAUCAUUUAGGUCAUAAAUGUGAAAUUUAUUUUUUUAAAAAUCAUUGUCUCCAUCCCGUUUUCUUUUUAUUUAUUUCUUAUCUUAUUAGUUUUCACACUUCUGUUCGUAUGAAUCCGAUUUUUAACAGUGUCAACCUACAUCUCAUUGAUAGAAUGUGUUGAGUUUAUCUAACUCUGUGUACGGUUUAGAAUAUCCUUCCAUACCCUUAGUGAGCAUAAUACUUCGAAAUUCAAUAGUGUGUUGUUAAGUUCCUACAAUUUUGCAAUAACUAAAUAAUUUCUUGAAUUCUAGUGUCAGUCAGUUCGUGACCCUGUGUCUACGCUUUUUGAUGAUUAGCUAUCAUUAGCAUAGCAUACCUGCGAUCUCGAGUGAACUGAUUCUCGUGGGAUCCAUAUUCAAGUCAGUUUCAGGCAUCACCACUGGCCGAUGAGGACUGCAAUUGACUCUUUCCACGGUUGAAAUAUUUACAUUGACAACCAACUGGUAUCCAGUGCCAUCCUAGUUAAGACCUUUGUGCUAACAGUAUUCCAUCCAUCAAGUUUCAUCCUAAUUUUAUUUUUAAAAAACUUGAUUGUGACGGUUAACGUAGAUAAUCAACAGAGAACCUGACACAGAUUCGUCUCAGCUCGAGUUACCAUACACGAUGACGAGACAAGAAUAACAAAACAGAUCAAAAUAAUGUAGUAACAGUGAUAUAAAAGAAGACUGGAUCUUUGAAAUAUGGUUUAAAAAGACAGAGUGGAAAGAUAUAUGUGGGGAAAUAUGGCGACUCAAGUUUUACAAGGAUAUAAAGCAUGAGUGAACCUGUGCUAUUGUGACUGAUUCCUAGAAAUCACCUCGUCUCCAACCACUGGUCACGAUUAUAAUGUGGACCACAACUAAAUAAUCUGCAUCUACCAAAUCACUCAGACUUACAGUUAAUGACUUCAUGGAGUGAUCCUGCAUCUUAGUUCGGUCGUUCCUAGAUUUCUUCUUAAUUCCGCACUAGAAAGCGCCUCAUAUAGGUAGGUGUCGACAUUCAUACGUAACGAGUUCUGACCACGUCAGUCGUUUGUGAUUUAACAUAUCACGACUUCAACAUUGCUCAUUCAUUCCAUGAAAGAUAAUCAAUGUUCCAGGAUCCUUCAUAGAGUAUGUUUUGCAUCGGCAAAGUAAAAAAGGGCGAACUCCUGAAGUUUUUUUGUGGUUGUAUUGGUGCUUUCUAGGAAAAACGUUUGAUAACUAAACAAUAGAUCAGACUCUUGUUUUCUCUUUGGCAGCUAAGCUCUAUAUUUGUAUGAAACUCGCCAAUAUUUUCUAUCUUUUUCAGUCAGCCUCAGUUCAGUGUUCAAGUUCAGCAGAUGUGAGUAUCACAGCGUUUUGAAUUUUGUGUGUUCGUUUCACAAAGAAUAUAUCGUCCCGCAUUUACUUAUUUUCAAUUCCGUGUGUUAUUGUUGAGAAAAUAUUCCAUGGAUGAACACGCUUAGUUCAUUUUUUUAAAUUCAGCCAUCGUUCAUCUCGUGAUAAUUCUGGACAGUAGAUAACUACACAAAACGACACAAUCUCUAGAUUCUUUUUUUGAUUUAGCAAACGCUAUUCUACCUCCAAAAGGUUUUAAUAGGCAUUACUUUAUUUUUCAAACUUGAGAAUUCGUACAGCUUUUCACAUUUCACCUUAUUUUUUUAAAUACGAUUUUGAUAUGUACAUUUUUAUAUGACAGUUGUUUUUCUGUAUCUGUUCGUGUUUGGUGCAUUCCUCUUUUAUAAACUAUUUUUUCACUUGGUUUAAUCAAAACAACCAAAGAGUCUUUUACACUGAUAUCCGAUCAGUUAUAUAAUUUAAUCAGAUUCUCAGCUUCCUCUGUUACAUACUUUGGAUAGUUUUCCUACAAUCCAUUAGAUAAAUGACAGUGAAGUUGUGGUUAUAAGUUUUCCCAUUUUUACUGUUUAUGCAUAUACCAAAGUUUUGUAGUUUCAUAUUUGACCAACUGAAAAGCCUGUAAAGUUUUUUCUCCAUUUAUUGGCUGAAAUACCAUUCAUCUUUUUGAGUGUGAAAUUAAAUGCAUUUUAUUAAGUCA
Messenger RNA from Schistosoma intercalatum, 5654 nucleotides. NCBI's taxonomy places the organism in Eukaryota, Metazoa, Platyhelminthes, Trematoda, Strigeidida, Schistosomatidae. The record is from the annotation of a GenBank genome assembly.